Molecule: messenger RNA, 2150 nt
Organism: Anoplophora glabripennis (Asian longhorned beetle)
Lineage: Eukaryota; Metazoa; Arthropoda; Insecta; Coleoptera; Cerambycidae
Product: innexin shaking-B
Exons: 3
Coding region: 304-1425 (373 amino acids)
Cellular component (GO): gap junction; plasma membrane
Molecular function (GO): gap junction channel activity
Source: RefSeq, a predicted model, not a curated record
GAGAGAUAAUCGCACCGAAAUCCCAAUCGGCACAUGGCUGGCUCCUCCUUGGGAAAGUAGUGUUAAAAUAAUCGCCGUCCCGACGCAUCCAGGGCGUCCACUUACGCGGAAACUCGAAAUUGUGCAGCAUGUGUCGACAGGUUCACGUGCUAUGAAGGGAACACCCAGCGAUGUGACCACGAGCUGGCCUUUCGCGACAGUGAUCCUUCCACCCAUGACCUCCACCAAAACAUGAUGGCCUGACGGAGAAGACAGUCGCGGAAUUAUGAAACUCCGACCCUACAUCCGUGAAACUUAAGUAAGAUGUUGGAUAUUUUCCGAGGACUAAAAUCUCUCGUCCGGGUCAGCCACAUCCACAUCGAUUCGCCCGUCUUUCGACUGCACUAUUCCAUUACCGUGUCCAUUCUCAUCGCAUUUAGCCUCAUAGUGACUACCAGGCAGUACGUGGGGAACCCCAUAGACUGCAUCCACACCAAGGAGAUCCCAGAGGAUGUCUUCAACACGUUCUGUUGGAUACACUCCACGUUCACGGUGUCCAACAACAAGCAGGAGCCCUACGCCAGGAUGUACCUACCUGGUAGUCCUGGGGUGCGCACAUCCCACAACGAGAAAGAGAAGAAAGUCUACAGAUACUACCAGUGGGUCUGCUUCUGCUUAUUCUUCCAAGCGAUAUUAUUCUACACACCCAGAUGGCUGUGGAAAUCGUGGGAAGGUGGUAAAAUCCACGCCCUGAUGAUGGAUCUCGACGUUGCGGUUUGCAGCGAAAUCGAAAAGAAACAAAAGAAGAAGCUCAUGAUCGAUUAUUUGUGGGAGAACUUGCGGUACCAUAAUUGGUGGGCCUACAAAUAUUACGUCUGUGAAGUUUUAGCUCUGGUAAAUGUUAUUGGGCAAAUGUUUCUGAUGAACAGAUUCUUCGACGGAGCUUUCCUGAUGUUCGGUUUCGACGUCCUGACCUUCAUCAACAGCGACCAGGAGGACCGAAUCGACCCGAUGAUCCAAAUCUUUCCGAGGAUGACCAAGUGCACUUUCCGGAAGUACGGCGUCUCCGGGGACGAGGAGAAGCACGACGCGCUGUGUAUUCUGCCUUUGAACGUGGUGAACGAGAAGAUAUACGUGUUCUUGUGGUUCUGGUUCAUAAUACUGUCGGUACUGACGUUCCUAACAGUGAUCUAUAGAGUAAUUAUUAUUUUCUCGCCGCGGAUGCGGGUGUACUUGUUGAGGAUGCGGUACAGGUUGGUGCGGAAGGACGUGAUCGACACUAUCGUGAGGCGAAGUAAGAUGGGUGACUGGUUCUUGUUCUACAUGCUGGGGGAGAAUGUGGACUCGUUGAUUUUCAGAGACGUUCUGCAGGAGUUGGCUCACAAGCUGAACAGGCACGAUUUCCACCACGCACCCGGGUUCAAAGGUGAAAUACAAGAAGCGUGAAUGCACACUGACAUUUUGGAGAGAUCUAAUCUUCUUAGUAAUAUUUGGAGAUAAUACAAAGUUGCAUAUAAAAACACCACAGUAUAUUAAUUCCACAUGUACUUACACUUCUUUUUUUUAACCUUACAUAGACAACACUGAGUAACAAUGAGAAUGAGACCAAACCAUAUAGUUUCUAUAGAAACAAUUUUUAGCAAUACGGAAUUGUUUUUUCUUUUCAAUGAUGCCAUAUUAUAUGAUAUCCAAAUAUGCUAAGAUAAACGUCAUGAUGCACUGUGUAAAGAAUUGACGAGACGUCGUAGUUUUAUUGAAAUUACACUGCCUUAUUGGGGGAUGUACGAAAAUGCCAAGCGUAUUAUCUAGUCAAAAGUGAAUGUACUUAGUGCUGAAUAAGACCAAGAUUGUGAAUGUUAUAGUUAAAAGGUACUUUGUAUAAUAUUAGCAAAUAUGAAUCUGUCACAUUUAUUUUUUUUAUUUAUAUCUCAGUUUGUUUAAUCUAAGGAAAUAUAUCCUUCUCUUUAUAUUUUCAGUAUUUAUGUUGUAAAAAUUAACUUAGUUAUAUUUUUAGCAACGAUAUAAAUAAACAUUCCUAGUCAAAGAUAUAAAAGUGGUUAUAAGAAUAUUAUUUGUUUAACUUAUUUAUUUUAUUUAUUUGAUAAAACUCUUCGUACAUCCUCUUUGUGAAUCAUAUGUAGGUAAUAAAAAUUAAAACUAUAGACAAUAAA